This is a messenger RNA of Lachnellula hyalina, 597 nucleotides long. It is a transcript of the gene MDP1, whose product is annotated as Magnesium-dependent phosphatase. The transcript is spliced from 2 exons. NCBI's taxonomy places the organism in Eukaryota, Fungi, Ascomycota, Leotiomycetes, Helotiales, Lachnaceae. The coding region runs from base 1 to 597 and encodes 198 amino acids. The record is from RefSeq and is a predicted model, not a curated record. Gene Ontology annotation, molecular function: acid phosphatase activity.
AUGGUCAAGAAAGUCAGCAAAGAUGCCCCUGCUGCAGAACCAAGCAGCAUCUCACCCCCCUCGUCAUUCGAAGAAGGCGCCCUCCCAAAGCUCAUAGUAUUCGAUCUGGACUAUACAUUAUGGCCCUUCUGGGUCGAUACACACGUAACACCUCCCCUCAAAGCUUCUGCCGACCACAGCUCGGCCAAAGACCGAACCGGUGAGACCUUUGCCUUCUACUACGAAGUGCCCUCCAUCCUCUACUCUCUACGCGAACGGGGCAUCAAAGUCGGGGCAGCGUCGAGGACAAGCGCUCCGGAUUUGGGGCGGGAGAUGUUACGCUUACUGCAUAUUGCGGAUGUGGAGGGCAAGAAGAGGAAAUCGAUUGAGUAUUUUGAUUAUCUAGAGAUAUAUCCGGGGAGUAAGAUUACGCAUUUUACGAAACUGCAGAAGGCUUCGGGGUUAGCGUACGAGGAUAUGCUUUUUUUUGACGAUGAGGCUAGGAAUCGGAAUGUGGAGACUUUGGGAGUUACUAUGCACUUGGUUAGAGAUGGAGUCAACAAAGCGGAGAUCAAUAAUGGGAUUAAGGCAUGGCGCAAGAGACAUGGACAUGAAUAA